Molecule: messenger RNA, 2001 nt
Organism: Paramisgurnus dabryanus
Lineage: Eukaryota; Metazoa; Chordata; Actinopteri; Cypriniformes; Cobitidae
Source: RefSeq, a predicted model, not a curated record
GCCGCCGUACUUCCGGUAGAGUCGGCAGCCAGCGUCUUUACCUCCGUAAUUUAACGCGAAAGGUAAAGUUCUUAUUAAAUGAAUUGCAAAGCGAUUUAUAGUUUAGUAUUAUGUAUAUUUUAUUAAUAUAUAGUUAAGCAUUACAGUAAUGACUUCCAAAAGGAUUAAAUAUCAACGGCGGGAAGACAGUAAGUCGGCCGAACAUUGUUGUGUCCCGUUCUGUAGCGCAUCAUCAAAGUUCAACUCUGUACUGAGUUUCCACACUUUUCCCAUGAACAAAGAAGCACGCAGGAAGUGGAUUAACAACAUUAGACGUGAGAGUUUGAACAUCACACCUCAUACUAGAGUUUGCAGUCGUCAUUUCAUUAGUGAUUAUCUGAUCGAACCAUCGACCCCUAAAGGGCGUCGCUUGUUAAGAAAAGGGGCUGUGCCCACGUUAUUCCAGUGGAACUGCUACUCCGUUGCUGACCCAGGGUCCACCGAGGUAACGUUAUGUCCAAUAAAGGAGAAAGACACUCAGGUGGAUGAAGCUCCUGUGCCAAUGGAUACCCAGCAUCUGGAACAUGAUUACUGUACUGUUCCAGAACCAGUGGCAGUAAAUAAUGCACUGGAUAAGACUGAAGAACUCCGUAAAGAGCUGGCGCGACUUAAGAGACAGUUGGAGGAGUUGUCUGUCAAUUCACGUUUUUGUUUGGGCCGAUUUGCUGCUUCUGACGAUGAUAUAAAGUUUUACACUAGGUUCGUAACUUAUAGCCAUUUAAUGGCUUUCUGGAAACUCAUUGAACCUGCGUCCCACAACAUGAUUCGUGCGUCCAGAGCAACAGCAACUACAGUGAAGAGUGAACCUGGAACAACAGACAGUGCAUUGUCUCAGUCCCUGCAGCCCAUUGAUGAGUUCUUCCUCUUUAUGGUCCACCUCUCGGUUGGCCUAACGCAUCGGGAUCUGGCCCACAGAUUCAACAUCCAGCAAUUCACAGUUAGCCAAAUUAUUACAACCUGGGCAAAUUUUUUGUACACUAUUCUUGGGUCAGUUCGGAUCUGGAUGUCUGAGGAGGCAGUCGAGGCUCAUCUGCCCAAUGAGUUUCAGGACUACCCGGACACACAAGUGGUUAUCGACUGCACAGAACUGCGUUGCCAAACUCAGUCUUCUCUUCUGCCUCAAAGUGACGAUUUCUUCAGUGAUGAGUCCCAUUGCACCUUCAAGGGAUUCAUCGGCAUGGCACCACAUGGGGCAGUCACCUUUGUGUCAUCCCUGUAUGCAAGUUCUGUCAGUGACAAGGACCUUUUUAGGCAGUCUGGCAUUGUCUCUCUGUUAAAACCUGGAAUGGCGAUAAUGGUCGACAAAGGUUUUCUUGUUGAUGAUUGUGUGCCAUGCAAAGUCUAUAGACAUGCUUACCUGUCAAAGAGAGAUGAGAUGUCAGCUGGUGAGAUGAGGGAGACGCAGUCCGUUGCUCGGCUGUUACUCCACAUUGAGCGCCUCAUCCGCAGGGUGAAGAAACACAAGCUUUUUGACACAAUCAUCCCUCUCUCUGUUUCAGGGAGCAUCAACCAGCUAUAUACAGUUGCUUGCCUCCUUAUAAAUUACCAGAAUGGUCCCUUAGUAAAAGUAGAAGCAAAUGAUUAAAGAUGAGAUGACAUUUGUUGGUGGUUGAUGGAUGUAAAUAUGUAAAUAAAUAACUUUUAUUUAGUGUUGCCGACAUUAACUUGAAUGCCAAUAUAAUUUUUUAUGCAGUGCAUUUCUUUUUACAGUGAUGUUGUGCAAAUAAACAAACUUUAAUACAAUUUUAAAUGAUUAUUUGCCUUUCGUGCAUCUGUAUGCAUCUUGAAGAUUGCUAAAUAUUAAUGAAAUGGUCAAAUGGUCUGAAACAUUUUAAUAUCAAUGUAAAUGCGCUGGAUCAUCAUGUCGUCCUGUGUGCAUAAACAACAAAAUCACACCAGUCCUAUCCUAAGUAAAGCAUUUAUUCUUGACUUUUAUACUAAACUUUUCAAAAAACAGAAGCC